CUUCCUCUGUAAAUCGAACAAUUACAGCGUUCGAAUGGAAAGAAAAGUUUGACAAGUCCUCAGCCCUAGACGUGGGAGCCUCGCGAUCCGGGGCUCCCUGUAUCGGUUCAGGGCAACCAAUGGUCCCUUUUACGACACCAGAGCCGCCCCUGGCCGCGCACGCUUGCCUAGUAGCUCUCAUGCGAACGAUCGCCAGUGUGGUAUCGCCAUCCGGGCGAUACGGAGCGGACUCGUCUUUUCCAAUGACGACGACUAAGUGACGACUCUCCAACCACCGUAUCCUCGUCCAACGACACAUGUGGAAGACUAAUCGGAGAAUGAUACAGCCAUGAUUCGAUCGGGAAGCGAUCCAGAUAGAAGGCCGUCGGCUCAGGUGACCCGUACAUACGGUACAAAACGGUGACAGAGCUGUAAAUCGCAGCUAUGGACACGCAGAAGAAGUAUCUGUGCCCCCGCUUGGUGGAUUAUCUCGCCAUUGUGGGGGCCAGAUUGCCUGCAGUCUCUCGGCAGCCUGUGCAGGUUCCAGAGUUGUUGCGGAGAUAUCCAGUGGAGGAUCACAAAGAUUUUCCACUGCCUCUGGACAUGGUUUACUUCUGCCAACCGGAGGGUUGCACCAGCGUGGGCCCUAAACGCACAGCCUUGCGAGAGGCCACCUCCUUCACCUUCACUCUCACGGACAAGGACUCUGGGAAGACUCGCUACGGGAUCUGCGUGAACUUCUAUCGGCCAAUAGAGAGGGUAGGAGCCGCGGUCGGGGGUGGAGUGAACGUCAGAAGAGACAAAUACAAUACAACGUUCAGGAGGGAGAGCUGGAGGAAGAGCAUGGAAAAGAGCACGGACUCUGCCUUUUCUAGCGACUAUAGGAGCAGUGCAGUAGGCCCUAGUGACUCUGAGAAAGAAUGUCCAAGCAGCAGAAGGGACUCGGACACUCCACACAUACCAACUGCGCCGAGACUAGGUAUCACUGCACCUAGUGGAGAUAGCGAGAGUGGUGGCAGCCAUUCUCCAUCUCCCCGUGCUUCGCGGAGACGGCAGAGGACGCGAAAUCACUCCUUGACGUCGUUAUGCAUCAUCUCCCAUCACCCGUUCUUUUCGAUGUUCCGUGAAUGCCUUUUCGUUUUGAAGAAGAUCAUCGACGCGUGCAACGAAAGUUCCUCGCCGCAGAAAGUGGGGGCUUCCAGGCAGACCAACAGAGACACGGUGUGGAGUGUUCUGACAGGCCAAGUAUUCGAGGGAACGCCGUCGAUAGUGGUCCACGACGUGAGGGAAAUCGAGACGUGGAUAUUGCGUUUGCUGAGCAGUCCUGUCCCGGUUCCCACAAAGACACGCGUAGAGGUCGAAAUCGUGUCACAAAGUAUGCAGCCACCACUCUGUUUUGCACUCCCAGAUCACACUAGAUUUUCUCUCGUUGAUUUCCCUCUGCAUCUACCCCUGGAACUUCUUGGCGUUGACAUAUGUUUGAAGGUCCUCACGUUGAUUCUCUUGGAGCACAAGGUAAGGCAAACAUACUUCUACAUAUAUGUACACGCUUACAGAUACAUAUUGAUUAGUAGACAUUACGUAUUUGUGGCGACAGUGAAAAGAAACCAAAACCUACUAGUAAUUGCCAGAGCCGUAGCUAAAGCAAACUGUGGUGUUGUGAAGCUUAAGCCAUCAGGAUUUUACAAAGCUCAGAUAGUUUUCAAGAAUAAGGAGGAUGCCAAUAUAUUUGUGUUGAAUAAUAAGUCCAACAAGGACUCUAGCAUAGAGACUUAUGUACCCAAAUAUAAAGUGGAAAGAAAAGGUAUAGUAAGGGAUUUUUGCGCUGAGUACGAUGUCAGCGAUAUCGUACAAUAUGUCAAAGCCCCUUGCAAAAUAUUAUUCGCAAAGCGGCUAAAUAAAAAAGUGUUCGAGUCAAGCACCCAAACGUACGUUUGGAUGCCAAGUGACUCAGUUGUUGUCACAUUUGAAGGGGACAUGAUCCCAGAAUUCAUCCAAGCGUAUGGCCUUUAUAAUCUAAAAGUGAAACCGUUCAUUGAACCAGUAAGAACAUGUAACAACUGCUGUUAUUACGGACACUCCAAAGGUAGGUCCAAUAAGACACCCAGAUGUAACAAGUGUGGAGAAAAAGAGCAUUCAGCGGACAAUGAAUGCAAAAUGGUAGAACACCUGGUAUGCCUCCACUGUAAAGGGAAUCACAAGACGUUUGACUAUAACUGCAAUGAAUACAAAUUUAACAAGGAAUUACAAAAUUAUGUAGCUUACAAUAAUGUAAGUAUGUUUGAAGCUCGUCAAGUGAUAGGAGAGCAAUUUAAAAAGGGACCAGAACCUAUCCGAGUAACGAAAGAACAAUUCCCUCCUCUGAGGGAGAUUUGCGCAGAAGAUUCUCUGAAGUUAAGAAGGGUAGGAGGAAUAACUAAACCAGAAAAUAAAGAAAAUAAAGUCUGGAAUAGAACCUCGGUCAAAACGUAUGGUAGGCCAGCCAUGAUUAAAAGAAAUGACACAAAUCAAGAUAAAAUUGAAAAUAAGAGUAGUAAAGAACAAAGUAAAAAACUUGAAGUAGUAAAAGAGAGAAACAAUGAAUGGAUAAUUCAUAACGGAGAAUACGAAAUUAAAAAAGAACGCUUCGGUAUGGUAUUGAAGAACAGUAAUUUAUCAAUGCCAUCCUGUAGCCUAGAGUCAGAUAAGGGUUCAGCACCUGUAACCGAAAUGGGCAAACAAGGGAUCACAAAUAACCCAAUAGAGAAAGAGAAACAAUUGGAUCAGGUAAUAAGCACUGUAAGCAACAGAGAGGAAAUAACAAGUAAAAAGGAUACAAACACACCAGUCAAUAACUUUAAACGAGAAAAUAGAAUACGUAUACCAGAAGAAACCGCUUCAACAUCAACUGGCCAGCCUUCAGGCUUAAGUAUCAGAGGUAGGAUAUAUGAGUUAGAAAGAUACGCAGGUAAUUGGGAUAUCAUGCUUCUAACGGAAAUAUGGUUAAAACCAGACCAAACAGCAUUCCAUGUAAAGGGAUUUCAGACCACUAGGUUUGACAGAACCAAUGGUAAGGAGGGUGCUAUAGCCUUCCUGGUUAAAAAUAAUAGUAAUUAUAAAGUAGUUAAUUUAGGCCUUAGACUUAAUUCAUUGGAGAUUGGAUCCAUUUCGGUCUCAUCAUCCAAAGGAGACCUUCUGAUUACAGCAUGCUACAGAUCCCCAAAUAGGGGGAAUAACUUAACAGCUAGCGAAUGGACAAUAUUUUUGGAUGGAAUUAUAAGCAAGAGCAAAGGCUACAACUGUUCGCAAGUGGCGCAGCCCCAGCAGAUGUCCCUGUCAGUGGACCCCAAGAACGUCUACAAUCCUCCAAGCACAUUGCAGUAUCCUGGAGUGGAGGAGGAGUCAACCGUGAGGCCUGAGAGUCCACCCAGCACCUCUUCCAGUCACAGCGACCUGAGCAGUCCCAGCUUCAACAGGGACUCGGAGUUCGAACUGAACCCUAAGGCUCAAGAAGGCUCCCAAUCGACCAACGAUAAAGAGGAAGGUGGUAGCUUUGAGUCAGACUCUGCAUCAACAAUAACACCACGCACAAUCCUGAGCGCACAAAGUUCGGUAGGACAGUUCGGAGUAGGCAUGGGAUCUCUAGCCACUCCGACGGUCAGCGACAGUGAACGUCCUGCCACCUCCCACAGGACCUCACGUGUCAGUAGAUUUGUCGUUCCUAUUCAGCCCAGUGCAGCUGCUCUCCAACGUCACCCCAGCGUGGGUAACGUUCUGGCGAGAGCAUCCAGCUUUGGAACUGGAACUGGACCGCUUUUGCCACGGCAAAUGAGCAGCAGCAGCAACGAUAACUCGGAGUCGUCCACGGUUUCUCGACAGCUGUCGUUGGGCGCCACCACCCCCAAGCAGCCUGGAGAGGGUGGCCAGAGGCAGAGCGUUCCAAACGCCACUGGAAACGGUGUCCUUCGCCAGGGGUCUCAAGGAUCGCUGUUCGAGCAGAUCGCCACUCAGGCGAAGGACCUGGUUCGCGAAACCACCAGACAGAGCAGUCAGGAUGGGAUACUUGCUCAGAUGGAUAAGUUGAAACACCAGGCGAAGGAGAAGAUCACAGAGGCAGGCGAGGAGAGUCUGUUUGCUCCUCUAGAGCAGCUGACGCAGCAGACGAAAAAAGCCAUGGGCGAGGCGACAAAGUCCGUGCAGGAGGCUUCGAAAACCGCUUUGGAGGCCAGUAAGACCGCUGCAGGGGUGAGCAAGAACACAUUCGACGACCUAACGUACGUGGGCAAGAGCACUUUCGGAGACUUUACCAAAAGUGCCAAGGAAGCUGCUGCGAAGAAGGGCUUGAUCAAGGGUUCCAGUGAUUCGCAGCAAUCGCCCCCGCAGUCUCCAGUAAUGAUGCAGCGAAGGGAUUCGAGCAGUACACAAUUGGUAGCUUCGGAUAAUCGAGGAGGGCGCAGGGAAAUCGGACGUGAUUUUUUCAGCAAUAUUAGUAGCGAUUUAAAUGGCAUCGCUGCGCAAACGAGCAGCAUGUUUAGUGAUUUAUUCGGGAGUAAAAAUAGUUCUAAUCGAAAUACCGGUCUCCAUCCUCAGUCGCAGAAAUCGGAGAAGAACAAACCAAUGCUCGGACCUUUCCCUAAAACUGGCAAAACUGGAUUAGUCGAGCGCUCGUCGUUGAUAAAGCACUCGAACAAGAGCAGCCAGGAGGAUAUUCAGAGGAUGCAGAACGCUGAACGGUCUAGCACCAACAGCGACAACCAAGCCUUCCUAACAGACGUGGUGAACCAAGUCCUGACUGGGGAAGGCGUUGGUUGGCUCAAGUUGAACAGACUGAAGAAGCUGAUGGAAGAUGAGAGCUAUCGAGACCUGGUGGUCACGAAGCUGAACAAAAGUCUCAAUAAGAAGAUCAGCCCUGAUGAUCAUAUCGACGAUGUGUGCAUUUCGAAACCAGUUUACAAGGGAAUGCUAAAGUGCCUUCAAGCAGUGGCUCACGGUCUUGGACACACUUACAAUAAUUUUGGCUUGGGUGGAAUGGCCUCGGUUUUUCAGCUAAUGGAGAUCGCGCACACCCACUACUGGAGCAAGGACCUGUCCGAGGGUGGCUUCGAUAGCUCCAUAAUGUCCCAAGCGUCCAGUCCUUUUGGGAGCAGGGAGAACUUGAAGUCGCCUCAAUCCCCCUCACAGCCAGAGUUAGCGGACGAGAGGCAAAAAUUAGAUCCACCUCAGGUUCACCUGGAGAUGCCGCACGGCCACACGUCGCCAGCGGCUGAGAAUCAAUCGACGACGGACAUGUUCCUGGAUAUGUUCACUAAAAAAGGAAAGUUUCUCAGCAAACUAACAUCGUUCGACUCUGAGAGUGGGCGGGGAGGUGGAACAGGAAGCAGCGAAGCUUUGUCCACAGACGGAGGUAGCAUUAUCACUAAUCCUGCUUUUCGGCAAGCGCACCAAGCUUCUUUCCGAAGCACUGUCUCUGAUAGCGAGGUCGAGCAAGGCAAUUUCCCGCGGCAGCCGAAGCAACGCACCGGCAGCGUCUGGUCCAGCAAAUCGUCGUUGAGCACUGGCUUCCGGUACCACGCUGGAAGCCUGGUGCCGACCACGGCUGCACCCAGUCCGGAAGCUGCUAGAACGUACUUGUUCGAAGGGUUGCUUGGAAAGGAGAGAUCGUCACUUUGGGACCAGAUGCAGUUUUGGGAGGACGCAUUCCUGGACGCCGUGUCCCAAGAACGAGACAUGAUAGGCAUGGACCAAGGCCCUGGGGAGAUGAUGGAAAGGUACAGGAGUUUGAGCGAAAGCGAGAAGAAAAGGCUCGAGCACGACGAAGACAGACUGCUAUGCACCCUGCUGCACAAUCUGACGGCGAUUCUAGUCAUGCUGAACGUGGAGAAGAACGAGAUGAAGCGCAAGGUGAGAAGACUACUCGGGAAGAGUCACAUAGGCCUGAUCUACAGCCAGGAGCUCAAUCAACUUCUCGACCAAGUACACAAUCUUUAUGGGAACGACAUAGACUUGAAGCCUCUCACGUCGCGACAAAUGCAUCGACAGUCGUUCACUGUUCACGCUGGCAUCGACGCCGAGGGCGACCUGCGUUUCCUGGAGGUCCGUCACGACGGUUUGGUGCUGAGGUCCGUCAACGGCGUUAUCGUCGAGCGAUGGUGGUACGAACGGCUGGUCAAUAUGACCUACAGUCCCAAGAACAAAGUCUUGUGCCUUUGGCGCCGGAACGGCGGGCAAACGCAGCUGCAUAAGUAUUACACUAAGAAGUGUAAGGAGCUGUAUUAUUGCAUAAAGGACGCAAUGGAGAAGGCUGCAGCUCGCGGUCGCGGCGCGAACAUGGGAGUCGAGCUCGGCGGUGAAUUCCCGGUUCAGGACAUGCGUACUGGCGAGGGCGGGCUUCUUCAGGUUUGCAUGGAGGGCGUGGGUCUCCUCUUCGCGAAUAGCAAGGAUUUCGAGUUUUUUGUAAGACUCGAUCAUAUCCGCAAGUGCUUUACUCAGAAGGAUGGGAUCUUUGUAUUGGAAGAAUUCAAUCCUAAAACUAGACAAGUAAUUCAACGUAAAUAUAAGUCUCAAAUGGCAGAUCAAAUCUGCUACUCGGUACUCUGUGUGUUCUCCUACUUGGCCGCUGGGUUGGAGCAACGGAAACAAAUUCCGAACCAGCAAUCGCAACACCAGCAACAAACCCAGCAGCAAUCGCAACAACAACAGCAACAGCAACAACAGCAGCAACAUCAUCAACCGCAACAGCAACAACGUCAACAACCGCAACAGAAACAGUUCCAGCAACACCAGCAACCACAACAACACCAACAGUACCAGCAACGCCAGCAACACCAACAACCACAGCAACGUUCUCAAUACCCGACGCAGCCACCGCGUCAGCCGCACCAGCAACCGCAGCAACAUCAACACCAACAUCAGCAACCGCAAGCUCAGCAACAUCAACACCAACAUCAGCAACCGCAAGCUCAGCAACAUCAACACCAACAUCAGCAACCGCAAGCUCAGCAACAAUUUCAACAGCAUUCAGGCUUUGUAUACCGUGCACUUGCAGUUCUGCGAAGAAGUGGAUCGAGUGUACUUCGAAACGACUCUUGGUCCACCUCGCCAAGUAUUUUCAGAAUAAAACGUAUAAAUCGAAUCUUUCGAGAAGCUCGAAGCAAUUCAAAUAAUUUUUUGUUUUUUAUUCAAUUAAAUAAGACGAGGAAUCUAACAUAG
Hylaeus volcanicus is the source of this 7167-nucleotide messenger RNA. It is a transcript of the gene Rab3-GEF, whose product is annotated as MAP kinase-activating death domain protein-like. The transcript is spliced from 33 exons. NCBI's taxonomy places the organism in Eukaryota, Metazoa, Arthropoda, Insecta, Hymenoptera, Colletidae. Gene Ontology annotation, biological process: regulation of apoptotic process; regulation of Rab protein signal transduction. Gene Ontology annotation, molecular function: guanyl-nucleotide exchange factor activity. Bases 424 to 7167 code for a protein of 2247 amino acids. Gene Ontology annotation, cellular component: cytosol. The record is from RefSeq and is a predicted model, not a curated record.